Molecule: messenger RNA, 1623 nt
Organism: Phragmites australis (common reed)
Lineage: Eukaryota; Viridiplantae; Streptophyta; Magnoliopsida; Poales; Poaceae
Product: F-box protein FBW2-like
Exons: 5
Coding region: 376-1386 (336 amino acids)
Molecular function (GO): protein binding
Source: RefSeq, a predicted model, not a curated record
GAAAGAUUAUAUUCUUCAUCUUUUGCUUUGAGCCGAAACGGUUCCCACAAAUAUCUGGAGCCAUACAUUUUGUUUGGCUCUGGUGUGAAAUAGUUGUGGGAGGUACACCAAUUGGCAUGCUGCCCCCAUCCCUUUUCAUCCCUGCAAGAGACCUUCUUUUUAGAUCUGCGCCUUCCUCUUUCUGGUUGCCUUCUUUGGGUUUGCUCACAGCACACACAAGCCAUUUUGCUGCCAGGAGGCUGCUACUUUUGGCAUCUCCGGCUCUUGAGGGAUCUCCAAGCACUUUAUGGGUUUCAAUUUGUUCAGUUCAUUCUGUUUGGCUCAGUCUGCUUGCAAGAUCUGUAUUCAGUUGACUUAGUUCGCCUCAGUUCUUUGAUGAGAGAUGGUGUACGAAAUGAAUUGGGGAGGAGACUGAUGGGGGAUUGCGAGGACGCCAAGGAGUACAGGUGCUGGGAGGAGCUGUUCCCGGACGCGCUGGGCCUCAUCUUCCGCAACCUGCCGCUCCAGGAGGUGCUCACCGUCCUGCCGCGGGUGUGCAAGUCGUGGGGGCGGGUGGUCGCCGGCCCCUACUGCUGGCAGGAGAUCGACAUCGAGGAGUGGAGCCAGCAGCAGAGCAAGCCGGAGCAGAUCGGCCGCAUGGUCGAGCUGCUCGUCGGCCGCAGCGGCGGCUCGUGCCGCCGCAUCAGCGUCUCCGGGCUGCCCUGCGAUCCGCUCUUCUCGUUUAUUGGAGACCAUGCUCGAGCUCUUCGGACCUUAGAGAUUCCAAGGAGCGAGAUCAGCGACAACAUAGUGGAGACCGUCGCACCGCGGCUAUCCAACGUCACUUUCCUAGACAUCAGCAGCUGCACAAAGAUCGGAGCCCGCGCCCUGGAGGCGUUCGGCAAGCACUGCAAGUCCUUAGUCGGGCUACGGCGAGUCAUGCACCCCAUCGACCUCGCCGACAAGGUGUGCCAGCACGACGAGGCCCACGCCAUCGCCUGUAGCAUGCCCAAGCUCCGGCACCUGGAGAUGGGGUACAUGCUGAUCACGACGGAGGCGGUGCUGGAGAUCCUCGCUCAGUGCCGCGACCUCAAGUUCCUGGACCUGCGCGGCUGCUGGACCGUGGACGACAAGUUCUUGCGGGACAGACACCCGGGGCUGCGCGUCCUGGGCCCGCGCGUGGACGACUGCUACGAGAACAGCUACUGGGAGGAGUGCUCCGACUACUCGGACUCGUCCAUCUACUCGUGGGAAUUCAUGGACGACGUCGACGACUACUACGCCGUCGGCAGCGACGACGAGGCCAUCUGGGACGACGGCCAGGGCCUCGAGAACCUUGAGGUGAGGUUCUACGGCGGUGGGUUCAGUGAGGGCUAUGCCGGUUUCGAUUGGCCACCGUCACCAUGAGAGCUAAGCUUACCAUGGCAAAUAACCUUGCCUGUAGUUCUUGCUACAAUUGUGUCUGCGUGUGUUUGUGGUGUGCGCGUGUUGUUCCUAAGCUUGCAGAUAUGUUGCUGUACUGUGUCCUCAUCACUCUCCCUCUAGCUUGCAGAUAUGUGAAGCGAGCUGCUAAUAUUACAAUCUCUAGAUGUAAACUAUGGUGUUUACAUGAAGCAAAUCAACAUGCAUGGCGAGAUUUCACCA